AUGAUAUUUAUCUACUUCUGUGUCCUACCGGAGCUAGCAAUUGACGAAGUACAAGCCAUCGAGCGUCUAAAGCAUCAAGCUAGUCAGUUUAUCACCUCUGACCGCCAAGCCAUUCUAGCAAUCGACUCUAUGAGGCGCGUAUACCUGCAGUGGUACCAUUCUGCGCCUAUUGGCUUCGAACUAUUCCAGCUGCAAAAACCUUUGCUAAUACCUCUUUCACAAGUCGGCCUUUUUCCUUGCAUGCCGACAUUUCGACGACGGUUGGAGUUUAUAGUUUAUCACGAAAAAUAUGGAAGACAAUAUCCACAUCACGUUGAGUGGUAUCACAAGCCGGCCCACAUCUAUCGCGGGAUGCCUAAAUCCCUGCGCCAGUUGAUAUCAGCAGGUCGAAAAGCCUCCCACAAAAACGAAAAUUGCAUGAGUUGUAAUUUGCAUCCCUAUCAAGUACGACCAUUUGUACUGGACAUAAAGCGAUAG
Molecule: messenger RNA, 477 nt
Organism: Lindgomyces ingoldianus
Lineage: Eukaryota; Fungi; Ascomycota; Dothideomycetes; Pleosporales; Lindgomycetaceae
Exons: 5
Coding region: 1-477 (158 amino acids)
Source: RefSeq, a predicted model, not a curated record